GCUCGAGUCGCUGUUACGGGUUCAAAGGGUUGCGUUCUCUAGCCCGAGCAUCUGGUCCUCGUAGUUUCGUUGUUUACAAAUUUGCUGCCAGUGAUACUGAAAGAACUGCCGAUUCGACUGCCACGUGUCACCUCUAGCUGGCCGAAUUAUUUAUUUCUUCAUUGAGAGCUUCAUUAGAGUUGGUUCUAAUUUCUAAUCAACCAAAUUGUGAAUUGAUGGUACCGUCAACCCUGGGCGCUGACGUGUAACACGUAUUUUCUACACAUAUUUUUCUUUUUGCAAAAUAAAUUGAGAAAAAAUGCGUCAGUUAAAAGGGAAGGUGAAGGAGACAAACAAGCAGAAAAAGGAACGCAAGAAGGAAUUCAUGGAAAAUAAGGAAAAGGUUUUCACCAUUGUGGUACCAGUUGUCGCUGGCCUUUUCAUGCUUUUGGUUGCCUACGUAUAUUUCAAAACAAGACCCAGAACUGUCGACAUGGUGAUGGAAGACUAAUACGCAAGAAUGGGCCAAAAUGACAAUCAUGCUGGAAGAUCGAGGAUAUAUUAUAUAAUUUGUUUUAUUUUUACUUUUUCUUUAAAAAAAAUUUGAAAAUCAUUUGUUGAAUAUUUAUUGGAUGGAAUUCUCAUUUUAAAUUAUAUCUUUCUCUGUUCUCCAUUGUUUGCACUUUGUUAUGAUGUUGCGUUGGGAUUUUUCUCACUGGAUUUUUUUUCAAUAAAGAUAUUCAGAUUUUAUAAGAUCUAAAAAAUAA
This is a messenger RNA of Neocloeon triangulifer, 746 nucleotides long. Its product is annotated as single-pass membrane and coiled-coil domain-containing protein 4 homolog. NCBI's taxonomy places the organism in Eukaryota, Metazoa, Arthropoda, Insecta, Ephemeroptera, Baetidae. The coding region runs from base 299 to 490 and encodes 63 amino acids. The record is from RefSeq and is a predicted model, not a curated record. The transcript has 2 exons.